AAGGUGGGAGUCUCCAACGCUUGUCUUCAAAUCCAGCCUACCUCCCUUCUUGGAAAAUAUGCGCGAACAAAACGUAGCGUAUUGGAAUUAAUGCAAGGAGAUGAAGCGCUGAGUGGCGUGCUGGCCGGCUGCUCACUCUCCUGCGGCCGCGUGUCAGGCAGGACCUUUGGAGCAUUUCAGCUGAGGAAGACCUUGGGAAACGCGGUCCGGUCAGGCUGCGCGCUCGGGGAGCCGUUCGGGCAGGCUCCGGGUGUUCACCUGCGCCCGUAGCGGUCAUGUAGAAGAGCAGAUUUAAUGUGAAGAUGGGACUGUUGGUGUUUAUGCGUAACCUGCUGCUAGCCCUCUGCCUCUUUCUGGUACUGGGAUUUCUGUACUAUUCUGCUUGGAAGUUGCACCUUCUCAGAUGGGAGGAUUCAAAUUCAGUGGUUCUUUCCUUUGACUCCGUUGGACAUACAAUAGGCUCAGGAAGGAGAGAGAGAAAAACUGUGGCUAUUGUGCUUCCGCUGUCCAUCCCAUCUCACCUUGCUGCAGACCCAGGAAAAGACAGAGCCCAGAAAGAACCCAAAGAAACAAUGGCAGCUCCAGGCCCAGCCAUUCCUAAAUAUGACAAACUGGGCUUUCUCCUGAACCUGGACUCAAAAUUGCCUCCAGAAUUGGCAUCAAAGUACGCAAAUAUCUCUGAGGGAGUGUGCAAACCUGGUUAUGCAUCGGCGCUCAUGACUGUCAUCUUCCCAAAGUUCUCGAAGCCGGCACCAAUGUUCUUGGAUGAUUCCUUCAGGAAAUGGGCACGUAUCAGGGACUUUGUACCCCCCUUUGGAAUUAAAGGACAAGAUAAUCUGAUCAAAGCCAUCCUGUCAGCAACCAAAGAUUACCGUCUAACUCCAGCUCUUGACAGUCUCAGCUGCCGGCGAUGUAUUAUUGUGGGAAAUGGUGGAGUACUUGCAAAUAAGUCAUUGGGGUUAAAAAUUGAUGACUAUGAUGUUGUUGUCAGGCUGAACUCCGCUCCAGUGAAGGGCUUUGAAAAAGAUGUGGGUGGCAAGACAACUCUCCGGAUCACAUAUCCUGAAGGUGCAAUCCAGAAAAUGGAGCAGUAUGAAAAGGAUUCCCUGUUUGUUCUGGCGGGAUUCAAAUGGCAGGAUUUCAAGUGGCUGAAAUACAUUGUUUACAAGGAGAAAGUGAGUGCCUCUGAUGGCUUUUGGAAGUCAGUGGCAACCCGUGUCCCAAGAGAACCUCAUGAGAUACGUAUCCUGAAUCCCUACUUCAUCCAGGAGGCAGCUUUCAGCUUCAUCGGACUGCCUUUCAACAAUGGCCUGAUGGGCAGAGGGAACAUCCCCACCUUGGGAAGCGUAGCAAUAACCAUGGCGCUCCACAACUGUGAUGAGGUGGCGGUAGCUGGGUUUGGCUAUGACAUGAGUUCACCCAAUGCACCGCUGCACUACUAUGAGAACAUCAAGAUGUCUGCCAUCAAAGAGUCCUGGACACACAACAUCCAGCGGGAGAAGGAGUUCCUGCGGAAGCUGGUCAAAGCCCGAGUCAUCACUGACCUAACCAGUGGGAUCUGAGUGGCUGCAGCCACUGCCUCCAAGGGAGGAGACGAAGACACACGCUGCAGCUCUGGGAGCAGGCACUGGCAGCCCCCUGCAAGAAUCCCACCUCACCGAAGACACACAGAGAUGCCCAGGUGCUCUGGGAAGACCCUCUUGCAUUGCCAGUCUGCACGAGGGUUGUAUCUGCUGCCUCCAGGCCUCGAGCUGGAAGGAGGUGGCCAAGGGGCAGUUCUUGAACUCUGCAUCGCAGGCGGAUCUUCUGUGUCCUGAAUUACACAGGAAAGACUCAGGAGAGAGAAGAAAGGUUUGUGAAUAAAACAAUUUGUGCCAAAUGGGAGGUGACGCUGCCCCAAGGCAGCAAUGCCUGAAUGUACAAAGUAUUAUUUUUUAAAAGAAACUCUGCUGGAAUCAUACUAGAAAUACCAAGGUGCAAGGCAAAGUCUGCUUGUGCACAGCCCUGCGAAAAGCCCGGCCUCUCCAUGCUCCCACCUGCGUUGUCAUCGGCCUCAGACCUUUCCCCAGGAAAACAAAUCCGUCCAAAACUUCAGUGUCGUUGGUGCUGCUAUAAUUUGAAGGGAGAAUAAUGGCUUUCCCUCCUUCUCCUCUUGGAGCUUCUGGUUGGAGAUGAGCAUGGGUUUGUUUUUCUGCACUUUUCCUUGCUUCCCGUGUAGAGGCAGCAGCAGCAGCCAUUUACUUGGCUGCAUUUUCCUUAGCCGUUUGCCCCGCUCUGCCUCUGCCCUGACCCCGAGGUGGAGCGGGGAGCUGAUGGCUUUCUCUGCCUGCAGCAGACCCUCCCCACCUUCCUGCCGGUCACGGCGCUGAGGAGCCUCGUUGUGCUCAAGGCUUUCAGGCCGCUUGGUUUGUGCCUGCUGUGCAGGGCCCCCGUGGAGUCCGUGCAGAUUGGUGUCACCAUUUCUGGACAGCAUCUCACUUUAUUUUUGUGUGGGAGAGGAGUAAUUUAUUCUUUGGAAGGAGGUCAGAUCUUGCGCAGAGAUCUGAAGCUUUACAGUUUGAGGGCAGGCUGCCGAAGAUGUUUGUUUUAUGUUCCAGACUCGAUCAUUUAAGCGAUAUGUGACCUCAGUGAUGAUAGAGCCUGCUGGCACGGGCGGGGGCCUGCUGGGAACCCUCGCCCUCUGCUCGGCUCCUGCUCACUUCAUUUCCAGGCUCCUCCCGUGCUGCUCUAGCACUGCUGCUCCUCUUGCUCUCAGGAGCACCUCCCUUCCUUUGCUGUCUUGGUCCCAAGAUGCAGUAUUUGCACAUUUCAUUUGUAUACGUAUUUCAGAGGAGCUGGAAUAAACUGAGCAACGUGGCCGAGCGCAAGGACAGUGGUCUCAUCCACCUGGAGACCAUGGGCCCAAGGGAGUUUGCCAGGGGAACGGUUACAGGUGGAAAUCGGCUCCGACACUCUGCUAGCCUGGAGCAGGAUGGUCUGCGCCCACAGAGGGAGGAUCCCAGAGGGAUGCUGUCUGCGCUCAUCUGAGACACCCCCACCCAGGGGAGACGUGCAGGAGGGGCAGGCAAUGACCCGGGAGGCGUGGGGCAGAGGAGCAAACUGUAUGGAACAGUUUGAGACCAGGCUGCAGGCAGAGGCAGCUCUUGGGAGAUGGUGCUGGGUGCUGUCCGCAGACCGGCGUGGGACGUGCCCCUCAGGAGCGUCUCCUGCUUGGUGCACCCAUAGCCAAGGAGCUCGCCUAGGGGCAAGUCCUGUCUAGCUUCUGGUUAUGGCUGCUACUUGCCUCGUAGUCUGGGAGCUGCUCAAAGAUCCCGCCUCUUCCAGGCCGCAGAAGACAGGUGCUGGGAGGCUCUCCCUUCCCUUUCCCCUUCCCAUGUCCCUUCCUCUGUCCCUCUGGCCUCCCAGCUAGGUGGUCCCUGCUUCCCCUCAGUACAUGCCUACCCUGGCAGUGCCUCCCACCAGGAUGCUCUGUAAGGUUUCUGUCUGGUUUUUGGCCAUGUGCUGUGGCAGAUACGCAUUUGAAUAUUCUACCCCAAUUUGCUUUUCCUGCUCAAGGAGUCUGAAGGACUGGAUUUCCUUGGCUCUUUCCAGGCAACACUCUCUUUGCGGUUCCUAUGUGUCAGCCUGGACCUGGGACCAUCGUCCGUACACCCCUUGCCACGGCGGCAUUGGGGGUGCCUGGGCUGGACCUGGCCGAGUUGUGGCUGGGGAAGGGUGGGCACCCGCCCUCUGCCAUGGUGCUUGAACUGGGUCUUGAACCAGCUGCUGUGGGAGCUCUGGGGUGGUGAUGAAGUGAUGGGUGGCAUCAAUAUGGUACAGCGAGCUGAGAUGCCAGAAAGCGGGUGACUGCAGCCAGGAGGAGGAGGAGGUGGGCGAAGAGCCUUCGGUGUCUGUGCUGGGCUCCUCUCCACCCUCCAGGGGAGGCACUCCCAUGGAGACUUGUGAUGCCAUUAAUUUGAUUUAGUCCGUUUUAUUGAGCACUACAAAGCUAUGGGGCACCUUUAUCUUCCAGCUCACUGGCUCCAGGUCCAUGUAGCGGGCGUGGCCCCUGCUCUGCUUUCCCUGGCAGGGACAGGUCCUGAUGGGAAGCUGUCCCUGCACACCAGCAACGUGACUCCAAGCCCUUCCCUCCACUUUGUUGGGGUCUCCAGGCAGAAGUGCCCAGGCUGAGGAGAUGAGCGCAUGGCCCAGGGUGACUCUGGUGGGUCAGAACCUGCAAGUAGAAGAAAAGAGAGGAUGGGGGGUUGUUUGGGGGCCAAAGGCCCAUUUGACAUUGGUGGGGCAAGCACACCCACGGAGCAGCCCUACGGCUGGGCGCUGGGGGUGUGCGCCCUGGGAGCAGUGCGCAGCACUGGGUUUCGCUCCUGGAUGCUGUUCCUUUGGCUGCCUCCCUGCCUGCACCUGCAGCCACCUCCCGCCCUCCGAAAGGCUGCAGUCCUGCCAGCUCGGAGCGGUGCGCGCGGGUCAGAGCAGGGUCAGUGGGACGGAUGUGAGUCUUGGCCUCUCCCUCACAGUGACUCACCUUUUCAGCUCAGAAGGGAGAGCCCAGGGGAAUUCUCCACAGCCUAAAUAUAGAGCGGGGUUGCCUGGUGCCUCUGACGCGCUGCGGUGCAGAAAGGCCAUUUGGGUGGCAGGGAACCUGCCUAGAGAGAGGCCAGGGAAGUGCAAGGAGGUCGAGGAGCCCAUUCCCGCAGCAGGGAUUUGCUCUGGCUGGUGCAGAGAGCAGGUCUGGGGAGCUGCGGGGCAGCCAGCAUGUGCUGCUGCGGGGGAGAUGGGCUGCCGGAGAGCUGCUGCUGCACUGACCACACCGUGAGCACGGGCUGCUCAUGCAUUCGUGCCAUACAGCCCUCCCCAGUGCCCACCACCCCGGUGUCAAGCUCCCUCCACCAGCUCACCCCGUUAGGGCUGGCCAUGCUGCGGCCUCAAGCUCACAGGUGCCAAGCGGAGGCAGCACAGCCAGGGAGCUCGAGGCAGCAGCAGGAUCCUCUGCGGCCCAGCAUCCCUCAGCCCAGCAUCUCUGCGUUUCCAGCGUUUCCUUUUCCUGGGAGGGAGCAGUGGGGGGGCCCUACCCCUCUGUGUGGGCACUGCUGGGGGAGGGGGAAGGUGUCAGGACAGGGCUGUCUGUCUGUCUGUAUCAGACAGGGAUGGGCAGGCUGGGGACGGGCAGCACCAGGGAUGGGCAAGGGCUUCCAGAUGGCCGUCAUGGUGAGCUCCAGCGGCACCAGCACGGCAUGUGCCAUCGGUACAAGGUGCAUCACAUGCAGUGUUAGAGACGUGUCCUUCGGUGCAGGCGACCUGGGCCACUACCCAGCCCCUCUGGGCACCGGCUCCUCGCACAGGGACUCUCUCCAAAGGCCAGUGCGCUCACUGGUACUGUACCAAGCUGAGAUGCAAGAACUCCGUGAGUUUUUAAAAUUAGUUUUAGGUUCUGCGAUAUUUUUUUUUUUUAAUUUCCCCUCUGGGCAGGGAGGGCAAGAGUCUUGCAGGCUCCUCCAAGCCGGCUUAUGUCACAUCGAUUCAGUCAUAUCACAGAAGCAAUAAAGCUAUCAAACAAGC
Messenger RNA from Chroicocephalus ridibundus (black-headed gull), 5556 nucleotides. RefSeq names its product ST3 beta-galactoside alpha-2,3-sialyltransferase 3 (gene ST3GAL3). Gene Ontology annotation, molecular function: sialyltransferase activity. The transcript has 13 exons. NCBI's taxonomy places the organism in Eukaryota, Metazoa, Chordata, Aves, Charadriiformes, Laridae. Bases 303 to 1562 code for a protein of 419 amino acids. The record is from RefSeq and is a predicted model, not a curated record.